Molecule: messenger RNA, 1221 nt
Organism: Trichomonas vaginalis G3
Lineage: Eukaryota; Parabasalia; Trichomonadida; Trichomonadidae
Exons: 1
Coding region: 1-1221 (406 amino acids)
Source: RefSeq, a predicted model, not a curated record
AUGAGUAAAGUUAAAGAGAAACCGAUUGUUUCGCAACAGAAAAUAUAUAUCUUUUCAGAUAGAAAGAUAGCUGCCAAAGUAAAGAAUAAAUUAGAAUGCGAUUCCCAAAAUUUUAUAAUAAUAACUAUUGAAAGAACUACAAUGACUAUUGGAGCUGAAAUGAAUGUCGUAAUAGAUCCUGAUCAGUGUAAUAUCUCGUUUAAAAAAAGCAAAGAAAAUGCAUUAUACUUAGUAAAGCAAUUACCAGAUAAAAGUACAACAAAAGAAGAAAUUCUUGCGAUCUCCCCCGUUCUGUGGAUCAGUGAUCAAUGCAAUAUGAAAGAAUUCAUUCAAAAUUCAGAAAAAAUUACUUCAUUCGCCUUUAAUCAAAGCGAUUUCAAUAUGCUUAUGAAUUUUUCGCACAAAGAAUUUAUUGGUAAUACAUUUUAUGAUAGUUACAAUAAUUUUUAUAAUUCUCUUACAAAGAAAACAUAUUAUCACUCACUAAUCAAGCUAGCUCUCGGUUUAAUUCCCAAUGGUAAGUUCCCAUCGCCACAUCAUGCUGCAGAAAUGUGCUCUCUUUUUAUAGAUAUUCUCUUUUCUUGUCCAAAAAAUUUGAAAGACCAGCAAGAACAAGUUCAAUCGAUUUUUGAAAUACUCAAAGAUAUUCUGCAUAAGUCUAAAUUGGAUAUCAUCAUUCCACCAUUAACUUACUUGAAAAUUGAGAAAAUUAAAAUUGAUAAAAAAGAAAAAGAAGAUUUAUAUCAGCACUUCAAUUAUGAUUUGGAUUUUAGUGAAUAUUCCCAAGAAUUAUUGGAGCAUAUUCUGUCAUUUUGUCCAAGACAUAUUAUUAUUAGGACAUAUCAUCCAUAUUAUCAUAAAUUGUUUUGCACACUCCUCAAAAUAGCUUCAAAAGAACGAGCUGUGCCCUCAGAUAAUGACAAAUCAUCAAUCAGAGAAAUGAUAAAAUUACAUCGAACCAAUAUUACGUUUUUAACUAGCUUUAUUGACUUUGCAAGACCCCUUCUUAGUCAAAUUGAUAUGAACAUUGAUAGUAACAUAAUUCCUGCUGAAAUUGACUCAGAACCUAACCUGAGAACAUCAAUAGUCAAUUAUAUCAAUAAUGUUAGUCCUCCUAUUAAGAAAGUUAACUGUCCAAACAAUGCUGUUAUCGAUCAAUUUUUGAAUUUGCAAUUUCCAAAAAUUGAGCCAUUAGACGAUGAAUUGGCUUUCUUGGAUUAA